ACUUUGGGCAUUUCUCAGAUGGUGAAGAUGACAACCAAUUUGGUUUUGAUCUAAUCUCAAGGGGCUCUAGCCAAGAAAAAUGCAUCCGUGACCACCCAAACACUGAACAAUAAAUUGACUGCACUGAAUCCUGUAGAGAGUUUCGUGAAUUCUUUCAAGAAUACAAUUUAAAUCAUAAAUUUUCUCCUGAACAUUUCAAUGUGGUAACUGAAGACAGAUAUUGGCCAUGUUCAGACUCGAGUGUGAAUGAAUAUAAAAGACAAAGAGAUUGCUUUCCUUAUCAAGGUUUUGGAAAAAAAACUUAAGUCCUAAAGAAAGAUCAAGAAGAAGCCAGUCAGCCCCUCCUUUUUACAUUCAGAAGAGGAGGUUUAUAUCCUUACAUCAUUCUUUGCAGACGUCAAAGGAAUCUACUUCUAAUGAAGCCCAUGAUCCAUGCACUUCUUUAGUGAUCGGUGAUAAGAAGCCUCCACAACAAUCUUCUAGUGUGCACAAUCUAUAUUUUGAACCUAGUAUCGGGAAGAACAGAUCAAAUAUGGAUAACAAGCCGGACACAAUGUUUGGCACCAUAGUUAAAAAAUGUGAAAAGAUUGAAGAUCAUUGUCUGGAGGAUCCUGAACUUGUUGUCGUGCAAGUAUCUACCUCAAAUGGAAAUCAAGAUCCCGAAAUUUCUGCAACCAAAUGGAAGAAUAGUUUUCAACAGAACACGAGCAAUAGCAAAUUAUAUGAUACUGACAAUGAAGACAACUUAGUUGACAUUGCUUCCGGAUUCCUUUAUCUUGCCGCUGAAUCAUCGAUUCCUAAAUCUAUCAGUAAGAAGUGUCUCACAGAUGCCAAGGUUCGGCAACAGGUGGAUAAGAAAUUCAUCCCAAUUGUAGCUCGUGGAACACUUGCUAUUAUUGAUCAGCAUGCUGCAGAUGAAAGAAUAAAACUAGAAGAACUUCGUCACAUGGUCUUAUCUGGUGAAGGGAAGUCGGUCACCUAUUUGGAUACGGAGAAAGAGCUGAUCCUGCCAGAGAUGGGAUCAAAAACAUUGUUCAAAGAUGCAUGGCUCUUAGCUGUAAAGAUGAAUUUGAUUCUUAUUCAUCCUAAGCCGGCUGUUGUCAAACUUCUUGCAGUUAAGCUCCAUUACACUUCUGUACCUUGCAUUUUAGGUGUCAAUUUAUCUGAUGUUGAUCUCUUGGAAAUUCUUCACCAGGUACCUUGCAUUUUAGGUGUCAAUUUAUCUGAUGUUGAUCUCUUGGAAAUUCUUCACCAGCUUGCUGAUACGGAUGUAUCAUCAACAAUGCCUCCAUCAGUUAGUCGCAUCCUUAAUUGCAAAGCAUGCCGAGUGUGCUCAUGGGUGACCAACGACAGCCCUGCUUGUGAAUUUGGAGGCAUUGCAUAA
This is a messenger RNA of Hibiscus syriacus, 1384 nucleotides long. RefSeq names its product DNA mismatch repair protein MLH3-like. NCBI's taxonomy places the organism in Eukaryota, Viridiplantae, Streptophyta, Magnoliopsida, Malvales, Malvaceae. Gene Ontology annotation, biological process: mismatch repair. Gene Ontology annotation, molecular function: ATP-dependent DNA damage sensor activity; ATP hydrolysis activity; ATP binding. Bases 533 to 1384 code for a protein of 283 amino acids. The transcript has 14 exons. Gene Ontology annotation, cellular component: mismatch repair complex. The record is from RefSeq and is a predicted model, not a curated record.